Molecule: messenger RNA, 1726 nt
Organism: Condylura cristata (star-nosed mole)
Lineage: Eukaryota; Metazoa; Chordata; Mammalia; Eulipotyphla; Talpidae
Gene: ZNF785
Product: zinc finger protein 785
Biological process (GO): negative regulation of transcription by RNA polymerase II
Molecular function (GO): DNA-binding transcription repressor activity, RNA polymerase II-specific
Source: RefSeq, a predicted model, not a curated record
UCUGAGGAAAGCCUGGAAAUCGGUAUCGUGUUCACCUACCCUGGAAGCGCCUCUGCGAGGCACAGAGAAGGUUUCUCAUGGCGCCGCCCCUGGCCCUGCUCCCGGCGGCUGGAGGCGGGAAGUCUGGGCCCGGACGGAAGAGCAACGGCAGCUCAGGGACUGUGAGCUUCGCGGACGUAGCCGUGUACUUCUCCCGGGAGGAGUGGGGGUUGCGGCCCGCGCAGCGCGCCCUGUACCGGGACGUGAUGCGGGAGACCUACGGCCACCUGGGCGCGCUCGGACUCUCAGGGCCCAAACCCGCUUUUAUCUCCUGGGUGGAAGGAGAGGCGGAGGCAUGGAGCUCGGUGGCCGAGGACCCAAGGGGCGGGAGCCCAGCGGCUGUCAAAGGAGAGAAGGGGAAGGUGGCAGGAUCCAGGGAGGGGAGUGAAGAGAAAGAAAGGCUGAAGAAGAAAUCAAAGCAAAAAGAGAUGGCACACCAAGGAGCGGCUCUCAAGGAGUGGUUGUCAUCUUGCACGCCGCCUGACUCCAGUCACAAAGCUGGCUGCCCAGAGCUCCGCUGGGAUUCCAGGGCCAGCCCCAUCAAGCCUUGGCCCAAGCACACUCCAGAUUGCAGACUACCCUACUCUUGCCCAGACUGUGACCGAAACUUCAGCUACCCCUCACUCUUGGCCAACCACAAGCGGGUCCACUCUGGGGAACGACCCUUUCCCUGUGACCAGUGUCAGGCCCGUUUCUCCCAGCGCAAGUACCUGCUCCAGCAUCAGUUCACCCACACAGGUGAAAAGCCCUACCCCUGCCCUGAUUGUGGGCGAUGCUUUCGCCAGAGGGGCUCCCUGGCCAUCCACAGGAGAACUCACACUGGGGAAAAGCCCUACCCGUGUCCAGACUGCAAGAGUCGUCUUACUUACCCCUCCCUGCUGGCCAUCCACCAACGCAAGCACACUGGCGAAAAGCCCUACAGCUGGCCCAGCGGCAGCCUCCAUCUUGCCUACCCCUCCCUGCUGGCUAUCCACAGCGCACACACAGGUGAGAAGCCCUACCCCUGCCCCGACUGUGGCCUCCGCUUUACCUACUCUUCUCUCCUCCUCAGUCACCGGCGCAUCCACUCUGAUAGGCGGCCCUUCCCCUGCCCAGAGUGUGGUGAGGGCUUCAAGCGCAAGUAUGCCCUGGUAGCCCACCAGUGGGUCCAUCGCUCUGUGGACAGGGCGAGGUGGCAGCAACCUGCAGUACCGCUUUCCGAGUCAGUCCCUGUCUUGGGAAGCCAGGAUCCCCCAGUUCAUUUCCGGUACUUUCCAGAUAUACUUCAAGAGUGUGGGUGAUGGAGCUCACACAAGAUGAUCAGUUUUGUCUGGAAAGAAAGAACAAGGCUUAUGCAUUUGAAGGACAAGAAAAGGGAGUGGGCAUUUAAGAGAACAAAGCUCUGUGUAAAAAAAAUGAGCGGAGGUGAGGGGUCACAGAGAAGGUCCAUUAGUAAAAAGAGGUAGGAAUCCAAAAGCCACCUGAGCGCUGAAAACCUGUUUUCUGAGGCUCUGGCUCCCGCUUCCCUGCAAACCACUCACUUACUUGACUUUUCUGUAUGAAUUCUUCUCUCACUUAGACCAUUCUUCUUUCUGCCUAUAUUUCUCCUGUUCUCAGAGAUGGGUCCCUUGAAGUCCCCUAAAGGUAAGAGCCUAUUAAAAGAGCCAGUACCCACUCUGGGGAUUCCCCUUGACUGGAAGCACACCUU